GAGACAUAACAGAGACUCUUUGCUUUUCUGCAAUUCCAUUUUUUCUUUGUUCUAUAUCAUUUCCUGCUCCAUCAAUAAGCGAACAGAAAGAGGCAGAAACACUACCGUUAUACGAGCAAGAGAUAUGGCAUGCGCAUUGAAGGCUACUUUUGCAAGAUUUAAACCCCAUCUAAGCAUGGUUCUAGCCCAGAUCUGUUCAGCGUUUUUGUUUUUCAUUACAGAAGCUGCCUUCAAUCAAGGGCUAAAUCCAUAUGUCUAUGUCACUUAUCGACUUAGCCUAGCUGGUUUGCUGAUGUUUCCUUUUGCCUAUUUUCUUGAAAGAAAAUCGAGGCCAAAGCUGACAUUACGAUUGUUUUUGGAGUUGUUUUCGGUUUCUCUCUUAGGGAUUGCUUUAAGCUUUAACAUGUUGUUUGCAAGUAUGAGAUGCACUUCUCCAACAUUCGUUACAGCAGCGUCCAACAAUGUUCCGUCUUUGACUUUUGUAAUUGCCAUCUUGUUCAGGCUGGAGGUUGUUGAUGUAAAGAGCCCUCGUGGGAUAGCUAAAAUACUUGGAACCUUAAUAUCCUUGGCAGGGGUCACGACCAUCACUUUGUACAAAGGACCUGCACUACAAAGCUUGCGGGAUGCUCCAAUUCAUAUUAAAAGGGUACUUUCUAUUCGUGAGAACUGGGUGAAAGGGUCAAUCCUUACUAUUGCUAGCUGCAUGACAUGGUCUUCAUGGUACAUUAUGCAGGCAUUUGCUUUGAAGAAAUAUCCGGCACAACUGUCUCUAACAGCAUGGAUAGACUGUCUCGGGGGAGCACAAUCUGCUGUCUUUGCAGUGUUCUUACAGCACAAACCGGCAGCAUGGUCGAUCACUAUGUUCAGUAUCAAUUUCUGGGCCAUUAUAUAUUCUGGAAUUGUUGGCACCGGGUUCAUCGUCUUCCUUCAGUUGUGGUGCGUGAAGGAGAAAGGGCCAGUUUUUGCAACCGUGUUUAAUCCUCUUCAAACAGUUACGGUGGCAGUUCUAGCAUACUUUGUUUUCGGUGAGAAACUACAUACAGGCAGUGUACUGGGUGGAGUCACGGUUAUCAUUGGUUUAUACUUGCUAUUGUGGGGCAAGGAAAGAGAUCAGUGUUACACCAAGAGCCAAAAGCAAUCUUCUUCGCAUUGUGAUGUUAUAAAGGUCACAGACGAGGAGGAGGUAGCUUCAGCAGAAAAGGAGGGAGCAUGAAGGAGACUUAUAGAGAAAAGAUCAAAAUGCCAUAGAAAAAAGAC
Theobroma cacao (cacao) is the source of this 1257-nucleotide messenger RNA. RefSeq names its product WAT1-related protein At4g08300-like. Gene Ontology annotation, molecular function: transmembrane transporter activity. The record is from RefSeq and is a predicted model, not a curated record. Lineage: Eukaryota; Viridiplantae; Streptophyta; Magnoliopsida; Malvales; Malvaceae. Gene Ontology annotation, cellular component: membrane.